AUGGAGGACAGGCUGUGGACUGUGUGCCUUCUUGUCAUUCUGACGCUGGGAUGGACCGAAGCUCAGAGUGAGAGUAACUACACCAGGCCCAUCUUCCACUGUGGAGGCCAUCUGGUCACAGACUCCGGCAUCGUGGCCAGUGAAGGAUUCCCCAGUCCCUACAAACCCAACAGUAAAUGCACCUGGUACAUCACUGUCCCAGAGGGUCACGUGGUAAUGCUGUCUUUCCGCCUCUACGACAUGGAGGCUGACCCCACCUGUCGUUACGACUACCUGGACGUCUACAAUGGUCACACCCGCUUGGUGCAGAAGCUGGGUCGUUUCUGUGGGACGUUCCGGCCCGGCGCCCUCAUCGCCACCUCCAACACCAUGAUGUUAGAGAUGGUGUCGGACGAAUCCACUGGAGGAAGAGGCUUUCUCGCUUCCUUCAGUGCAGGGAAGCCCCAUGUGGAAGAGAACCAGUUCUGUGGAGGACGUCUGACUAAAUCGCAGGGCUCUGUGAAGACGCCCAACUGGCCCAACUCUAAUUACCCAGCAGGCAUCAGCUGCUCCUGGCACAUCUCCGUAGAACCGAGCAAUGUGAUCGAGGUGAAGUUUAUGAAGCUGGACCUGGAGCCUGACACGUACUGUCGCUACGACUAUGUGGCAUUGUUUAACGGGGGAGAGAGGGAUAACUCACGGCGGAUUGGGAGAUUCUGCGGAGACAGGUCCCCAGGAAUAAUAGUGACAAAUGGGAACGAGCUUCUUGUCCAGUUCGUCUCUGACCUGAGCGUGACCUCAGAUGGCUUCAUGGCCCACUACUCCAGCUUCCCCCGAGGGUCUCGGGCGCCCACAGCUGGGGGGGACUUCAUCUAUGGACCUCAGACGACCUCGAUGCCAGAAAGAACAGUCGUGAGGCCAAGCAGACCCACCAAUCCAACCCCCAAACCAAGGCCUGGCCCUAAACCCACCCCGAAACCAGCCAAAAAAACACUGGUGAAGAUACCGCUGAAACCUCCACCGCGCAAACCUAUCGUCAAGCCUGCAGUCAAGCCCUCGGCUAAACCAAAACCAGCUAAACCCACACCCAAAGCACCUGUGAAAAAGUCCACACUUAAACCUGGAUUUAAACCGAGAGCUAAACCUACACCCAAACCUAAGAUUAUCAAGCCAAGCAUCAAGGCUAAACCCACACGUAAGCCUGCACUGAAGACCAAACCCACCUUAAAACCCGGUAUCAAACGAGUAAAGCCAACCUCUAAGAGCAGAGUUAAACCAACAGCCAAACCGAAGAUUAAGCCUAAAGUAACACUUAAACCUGGAGUAAGCAAGACGGUCACAAAGAAGCCUUUUGUGAGCAAGAAACCUUUACCUCUAAACCCACUAUGUACACAAGCCUGUAAGAGGACAGGAACUCUCCAAUCUAGCUUCUGUCCUCAUGACUUUGUGAUUACGGGUAAGGUUACAUCUUUGACCACUGGUCCGAUGGGCUCAGCAACAGUUGAGCUGUUCCUAAUCAAGGCCUAUAAGGCGGGAAGACUGAACAUCACCAAAUCAGGGCCCAUCAUGUCGGUCACACUGACCUCCACCUGCAAGAGAUGCCCCGGUCUAAUCAAAGGCCGUAACUACGUGUUGAUGGGAAAAGUCGACCCACAGGGCAACGGCCUUCUCAGCCCCUCCAGCUUCUCUCUCCUCUAUAAACCCAUCCACAACAAAGCACUGGCCAACCUCUUGCGCAAACCGUGCUGACAUUUCAGCCCAGCCCACCAAUUGGAUGGACA
This is a messenger RNA of Anarrhichthys ocellatus (wolf-eel), 1760 nucleotides long. RefSeq names its product procollagen C-endopeptidase enhancer b (gene pcolceb). The transcript has 9 exons. Bases 1 to 1728 code for a protein of 575 amino acids. Gene Ontology annotation, molecular function: collagen binding; protein binding; peptidase activator activity. Gene Ontology annotation, biological process: proteolysis. The record is from RefSeq and is a predicted model, not a curated record. NCBI's taxonomy places the organism in Eukaryota, Metazoa, Chordata, Actinopteri, Perciformes, Anarhichadidae.